Messenger RNA from Culex quinquefasciatus (southern house mosquito), 5890 nucleotides. It is a transcript of the gene stac, whose product is annotated as protein unc-13 homolog 4B. NCBI's taxonomy places the organism in Eukaryota, Metazoa, Arthropoda, Insecta, Diptera, Culicidae. Bases 270 to 5684 code for a protein of 1804 amino acids. The transcript is spliced from 14 exons. The record is from RefSeq and is a predicted model, not a curated record.
UGGAACAGGUGUCUCAAAACGAUGGGUUGUUGCGCGUCAAGAAUAGUGGAUUAUAAAGUGAUUGUGUGCAUCGAGGUUGUGUGUAUGUUUAAUUUCCGUAAUCAGGAGAUGAUAAGACUGAUCUGUGAGCAGGUGCGUGAUGAAAGGCGGUAAAUAAACGAAAGAAAAGAUUAUUGAUUAAACUAACUAUAGUAAUUGUUCGUGAAAAUAAUGAAGAAAGUUUGAAAAUGUGUGACGGAAGAAGGCAGAAGUGAGAUUAUAGAAUAAUUAUGAAAAAGUUCAAUCACAGCAAUAAGGAUGAAAGUAGCGAGCAUUGCAACGAUGAGGCCAGCUCUGUGCUAUCAUCGUCGACAUCGGUGGAUUUGUCGGCUUUGGCACGCGACACCAAACGCAGCAAAUUUAAGGCUCGGCUGCCAAUGAUACAAUGGGCAACGAAAAAAGGACUACGACGCAACGAAAAGACUAAGGGAAAGGAUAAGAGUUCUAUCGCCGUGCCACCUUGUUGUGGCUUAAGCACUGCCAAUGAUAAAGAGAUUCAGACGGAAAAGCAAUUUUCCGACAAAUCUGUGCAAUGUGAUGAUGCUGCUUUUGAUUAUUUAUAUAGAUCUCAUCCCUCAUCGUCUCAUCGAGGGACAACAAUCGCACCCAUUAAUGAACGACUGGACAUAAUUAAUACAGGUCACCAUCUUGUGCAUGAGGGUCUCGGAUGCAGCUGCUGCUGUGUCCACCAUUACGGAUUGCCGACAAUGGCAAGUGUCGAUACUCAACCGUGGCCACGGACGCCAUUACACGACGCCCGGCGAAGGAGUCUUGAGCAAAGCAAUGUGGUUAGUGUUUUUCCGUACGGUGAUGAAUUUCCAUGUGAACCGGUACGGUUAUUCCGGAAGAAUAAUCUGAAUUCCCGCUCUAGUGAUAGUGGUCGGGGAUCGUGGAGGGAAGAUCGGCACGAUCAAAUCAUGUGCAAUAAGGUAGUGCUAAGAUCUGAAAAUCGUUUCGGAUCAUCUCCAAUUUUGAAUAGUGUUCCAGAAAAGUCUGAAGAUCGGACGAAGACGAAUGCGUAUCGGAAAAUUGGCCGCGUAACUCCAUUUAUAGCACACAAAGAAGAAAAAGAAGUUGAAAAUGGCCUUGAUGGUGGGAAGGAAAAUCGAGAAUUUCAAGUGGAAAAUGGACUAUCUGCCGAACUUGAGCAGCAAGCUUAUUUAGUGUUGGGUUUACACAAUCAAACUAAGAUACCAUUUCGAAGAAAAAUCUGCACACCUUUCAAUAAACGGAUUACGUUACCUCCUGAGCACUUUAAGCAAAUUCAGCCUUUGGAAUCUAAAUUCGAGGGCAAUAACGACAUCUAUCGUCACAGUUUGCCGAGCUAUGAUGCAAACCGGUUCGAUGGAUCCCAAUCAACGGCCGCCGCGUUACAUCCGGUGUCAUCGCACACAUAUCCAAUUUCGAGCGCAGUUGAUAGCAAUUCGAUUAUGUUUCGCAGCAACGCAGAUGAUCUUCACGAGCUAGGUAGAUUAGCAAAUUACAGUUUUAGCAGUUCAAAUGCCGCUGAAUCGGGUGUGAAUCGCGAUCGACUUCGGGCUACGCCGAGUCUGUACAGUAGAUUGAGCGGCAGCAUCCAGAACUUGUUUGUCGGCGGUCGCGGUCAGUCUGGUGUGACAGUAGGCGGCGCGCGGUCAGAUUUCAGCAAGAGUGAGAACAACCUCAGCGAGCUUAGCAGGCGACGGGGACCGGCAGCAGCAGGGCCACGCAAAGAUCGGCUGUUUUUCUUUGGAUCACGCGGAAAAGUGCGCCAACGAAGGUCGAACAAUUUCAACACCAGCGGAGGCGGAAGUUUCUUCACGUAUAACUACGACGACGAGGAGGAAAGUCGAUGGAAGAAGUACUUUAACUUCAAAAUGAACCUGCUGCGGAAACACAACAAAGGCAAGGUGGACAGCGGCAGUGAAGCUUCCAAAAGAAUCCAAGACCUGGACGGUGGUUUCUUCGAGAAGUUUGGCUCAAUCUUACGUCAAAAGUCAAUCAACCAUGACGAGAGCAUCGCGGGCCGGUUGGAACCGUUUCCGGAGGAGGAGGGCGUCGAGAGUGCGUACGCUGCGGCGCACGAAGCGAUGAUCGCCGAGCCGGCCGACGACAGCGGAAACGAAACGCUGCCCGACAGCGAUUCCGAGGAGCAGCAGGAAAAGCAGAACGAGUUCAUCGGGGAUGCCUUUGGGUGGAAUACAACCACACACACACACAACCGAGCCAUGAGUACGUACUCCCUGCCGCGGCUCCUCGGCGGAGGUGGUCUCAGUGGAAACCACAAGUUUAACAUGAAGUUUGGCACGCUCCGACUGACGAAAUCGUUCCGUUCCGACAAACGGUCCAAGUCGGUAGCGCGAGUCGAGAACGUGUACGCGUCCCAAAAGAGGGAACAUGACCACCGGCCGAACGAUCUGUACAAUAUGCUGCCGAUUCCGGUCGUGAGUCGACGCGGUACCCUCGUCCGGAAUCAGUUCCGGGGGGUGCGCAGGGAGGUCAUGGACCAGCAGGCCAGCAUGGUGGUGCACUCGAUGACUAUUGAGGAGCUGUACGAGGAGAUCCUGUUUGAAAUCAUCAACAACAUUGGACUGGAUGAGGAGUUGACGGAGGAUAGUCUGAUACAUUACGUACAGGAUGCAUUUAAAAUUGCCAACGAAAAGCAUGAAGACAUCAUUCGAGUGGCGCGUAACAAGGAGCCGCCGGAGAUUUGUCUCAACGUGGAGGUUAUCGAGGCCAAGGAGCUUGAGCCGAAAGAUUCCAACGGUCUGUCCGAUCCCUUCGUCACAAUGUACAUCGCGUCCAAUCCAACCCAUCGCUACAACACCUCGGUCAAAUCGGCCACGCUGGAUCCCGUGUGGGAAGAGCAUUUUUCGCUGCCAAUCGACGAGAAUGCGAAUGAUGCCAACCUCAUCGUGGAGGUGUGGGACUUUGACCCGGCCGAAACGGUCAAGGAGAAGAUGAAUAAGGUGUUUGACGUGAAGGGCGUCCGGGGCCUGCGAAAGCUGAUGAAGGAGAUCGCCGUAACGGCGUCAACCGGGAAGCACGACAACGAGCUCAUCGGACGCGCCAGCAUACCGCUAAAGUCGAUUCCGGCAUCCGGUUUGCUGAUGUGGUACAAUCUGGACAAGAAAAACAAACUGAAACGCCAGGGAACGAUAAGAAUAAGACUGAAUUUUAGCUCGCAAAAGAACAAUCAGGUAGCCGCCCAGGAACAUCGCCACUUGCUGCGGAUACUGCUCCUGCACGAGCUGGAGUCGUCCAAGGUGGCCCAGUACUGGUGGUCGGGUAAAUUCACCAUCCAGGGCGAAGCUGUACUGACGCAGCACUCAGCGCAAAGUAGCCUGUCAACUACCGCCGUAGCCUUCAUCCAAUGGUCCGUGUACACCGCAAUCCACCUCGAUCACCCUCUAGCUUUCAACCUGUUUGAUUCGCUACUCGAUAAACUAGUUCGCCCGAUCCAAACCCGGUCGGUUUCCGACGAGGAGCUGAAAAUGUUUUGGGAAGCCACGCGGAAGCUUCUUCCGUCCUGCUUCGCGGUUAUCCGAAAGAUUCGCAAGAAGACUGCCGGCGACAAGAUGGCCAUCAAGAUGCUAACGGAUGUGUUGCAAAUUCUUUCCAAGAUUUCAAUGCUGGAACCUCCCGAGGGAACUGAUUUGUUUCCCACCAGUCAGUACAGCUGGAUCAGACGAUCCAACGAAGGCGAAUCCGGUUGGGAUAUUCGCGAAGCGCUGGCCAGUGCGGUGGUUUCCGGUGCAGAGAAUUGGUUCAACAGCAUCAAAGAGGGACAGUUUAUCCAGUCAGGAUUGGACGAAGAUCGGCUGCAGAACUUGAUCAAAAUCAUCCAACUGGUACGAUCGGACAUCCAACGGUCGAUCGAGUACUAUGAUAAGUUCUUCCAAGAAAUUGUCCACUUCCAAUAUACCAAAGAGUUGUACAUCACUUACGAGCUCAAGCUAGCCGAGGUGAUCAAGCCGUGCGUGGAGGACAUCUGCCGUGGCCUGCGGCGUAUCGCCAUCCCCGAAUCAAACAAUGCCGUCAUUAAAGAGUACGAAGACAUCAACAUGGGAACAACCCUUUUCGAGCUGUAUCUGGUGCUGAAACGAUUCUCCACCCUGGGGCCAGCGCUCAGUCCGGGCGAGUCUAACUUUGCGAUUGACGAGUACCAUCGGUGGUUCACCACGGGCGUCACGCACUGGUUGGACAUUUCCGUGUACAAGGCGUUGAUGAGAAUUCACCGGGCGAUCGAGCUGGACAAACUGCAGCCGGUGGACGAAACGGUCAAGUACUCCUCGUCGGCCGUCGACACGUUGGCCAUUUUCUACCAGAUCAAGAUAUUCUGGCAGCAGUUGGCGUGGCCCGACGUUGAGGGCGCGUACAUCUUUGUGGCGAAGAUUGUUGAUGACAUUUGCCGGUGCUGCGUGUUCUACGCCGAUCGUAUGUCGGCCAGGGUUGAGAACUUGGGCGUCGUUGAAAACGUUUACGAGCGAAAGUUCCAAGUGACCCAGGAAUGGUGCCUGGCCAUCAAUAACAUCGAUUACAUUCGCCAGAGUUUGAAACCGUUCGCAUCCGAGUUGGGCGUUGAUGAUAUCAUCGCCAAAAUGGGGGACAUCCAAAGCCCGAUAGAAGCGGACCGUUGUGCCGAAACGUUGCGCGCUGUUCUAGAGAACGCGAUCGAUACGGAGCGCAACAAGAUUUUGGACUUGGUGGAAAAGUUGGCAAAGAAGAUGGCUCCGGCCAUGAGGCGUUUCUUGGUCGAGGGUGCCGAACUGUUGCAACAGGACUCCAACUCAAUGGAAAGGCUGAUGAUGUAUAUGGAAGAGUCGCUGUCUAUGCUGAACAGCGAGCUGAACGAGAGCAACUUUGAACGCGUGCUGGACGCAAUCUGGGGCGAGUUGACCACCAUCUUGUACGAAUUGAUCCAGAGUAAUCUCGAUAAAAGACGUCCUCCGGCAUUCUUUGCCAAUUUGCGCGACACACUGCACGUCAUGAUGGCGAGCUUCAAGAGCAAGCAAAACCUUGAGUCGGAAAACGCCUCGGACAAGGAAACGUUGGACCACAUCGAACGGCUGCUUCAGCUGCACGGCUACGAGACGACCGAUCUCAUUCAUCAGUAUUAUCUGGAUCGGCUGAAGGAGCAGGACAUGCACGAAGGUGACGGCUUUGGUAUUCUAACGGUUCAGUGCUUUUUCCGGGAGAACGUACUCGAGCUGGAGAUCAUGAACGCACGCAAUCUGAAACCGAUGGACACGAACGGGUCAUGCGAUUCGUUCGUGCGGGUGCAUUUCAUGCCGGAAGAACGGUUCGUUGGAAUUGCCAAACCACGCACCAAGGAACGCUCGAAAACGCUCUUUCCGCUGUAUGACGAAAAGUUUGUCAUAACAUUCACCCCUGAUCAGCGCAAUGUGAAGGACGCAAUCAUACUGUUCAGCGUCAAAGACAAGGAUCUGUUUGGAAUGUCCAAUCAGUACUUGGCUGAGUGUUACUUAAGUUUUAACGAUAUUGCCGACAUCACCGGCGAGAGUGGCAAAAUCGAGCAGAAGCAUUUGAUACUUACCCGUCCAUAUCGCCUUGAUACUGACUGUGUUCGAGCGUUGGAGUACCGCCAGGGCGAUAAACAGGCGAAAGAUUUCCUCAAGAAACUGCGACAGAAAAUGGGACAGUGAAUGAUAGUUACUCUAUAGCUUUUAGGGCCGUCAAAUUUGAAAGGAGUUCAACUGGGGGUGAGAUGCUCGACUGAUAUCGAAUCCCUAAUUGGCACCUUCAUAAUUUGAAAGCUGUUAAACGUGCCUAAAUAAUUCGAAUAUGCAACGCGACGUUUUUAUUUUAUAUGCCAUUUUCUGAAAAUAGAUUGUUCUUUAUUAUGACAAAA